Messenger RNA from Priapulus caudatus, 3811 nucleotides. RefSeq names its product filamin-B-like. NCBI's taxonomy places the organism in Eukaryota, Metazoa, Priapulida, Priapulimorpha, Priapulimorphida, Priapulidae. Gene Ontology annotation, molecular function: actin filament binding. The record is from RefSeq and is a predicted model, not a curated record. The transcript has 18 exons. Bases 1 to 2736 code for a protein of 911 amino acids. Gene Ontology annotation, biological process: actin cytoskeleton organization.
AUGGCGCGUGAUGGCUAUAAUCAUAAUCGCAAUCGGCUGUUCUUCACAGGUCCGCGUGGCAACCCGGUCGAGUGCCAGGUGUACCUGUGGAAAGGGCGCAUCUACCGGGCCGAGUACCGACCGAACGAGGUCGGAUCUCACAAGGUGGACGUCAUCUACAACGACCUCGCCAUUCCCGGAUCUCCGUUCGUCUGCGAGGUGUAUGACGUCAGCAAGAUCCGCGUACACGCCGCUGAUGACGGUGUCGUCGGACAGACGCUCAACUUUAAAGUUGACACGUCGCAGGCGGGUUACGGCAACAUCGAGCCGGAGAUGAAGGCGCGUGGCCACGACGUGCCUCUGCGUAAGCUCAACCAGGGUAGCGGCAUCUACAUGCUCACCUUUACGCCGCAGGAGCCCGUGCGCACCAAACUCUACCUCACCUUCAACGGACACCCAGAAGCCCGUCCGUCAAAGGGUUCUGUUGGCAGUCCGUUUGAGGUGCACGUGAAGGAUUUUGCAAUGCAGCAGACUCACCUUGGAUUGACCCACGAGCCGGGCCACGUUGUCGCCAGCGGCAGGGGCCUGAAGGGUGGUCGCGUGGGCGACAGGCUCUGGUUUGUCGCAGAGGUUCACACAGCUGAGGGACAGCUAGAGACCUUCAUCACAGCGCCGAACGGCAGCCACAUUCAGGCGCGGCAGAGCAAGCAGAAAGAUGGCGACUACAAGAUCGACUGGUCGCCGACCGUUCCCGGGCGAUAUCAGAUCGACGUGAUGCAGAGCGGACGCGCGAUCAUGGGCAGCCCGUUCUACGCUGAAGUCUACGACCCGAGCAGAGUUGUCAUAGAGGAAGUCACCCAGGCGAUGGUCGCACACGAGGCUGGGUUUAAAGUCAUCUACGUGGACGCGGGCCGGGCCGACCUGCUCGUGACGAUCACAAGCCCCUCAGGUGGCAACCUUCCCUUCGACAUACACGAGGGCAGUGGCUUCACCUACAUCAGUUACGUCGCGCAGGAGCCCGGCAAGCACAGAGUUGUCAUCACCUACGGCGGAGACGACGUGCCUCGCAGUCCACUGACUGUACUUGCUGACGAGGCACAAGCCGGCAUGGUCAUAGCGACGGGCGAUGGACUUUACAGAUGCCUUGUGGAUGAGGAAGCUCAUUUCACUGUACGUGGGCUGAAGGACCAACCUGUUGUGCGGGUGGACGGUCCGAAUUCCAUCGCGAAGGUGACCGUGAGACCCGUGCCUGAGCAGGGAUGGAAGAUUUUCUACACACCUGUAGAAGUGGGAAUCUUUAAUAUCAAAAUAUUCGGCAACGGCAGGGAAAUAACAGGGAGCCCCUAUCACCCCAAGGUCACAGAUCCGCGCAGGGUGAAGGUCGUCGGUGGCUGGCACAGCAUCAUGGACGCCAACAAUAGGCUCUACCUGAAGGUCGGAGAGGAGAAACGCAUUCAGUUCGACAUCACUGAGGCUGGUCCAGGGGAGAUCAUGGCCGACGUAGACGGUCCCCACGACCAAGUGCCGGUGGCUGUGGAGAAACCGAGUGACACGAGGCGGAGAGUCUGCUUCACGCCUCCCAUCGAAGGUCACUACGAACUAUCACUAUUCUGGAACAAAGUGCCAUUGCCAAAAUCGCCGAUGGAAGGUUACGCGACGCUUUCGAGUCCUUCACGAAGCCCGGUGUCGCCAUCUAAAGGCAGCAUGACUAGACAUGUGGUUGAAUCGUCGAGCAUGACUACCAAGCACAUUUCCGGCACAGAGGGCAACACCAAGGUGAUUCUGCGUGGCCGAGGAUUACAGGAGGCGAAGACAAAACAAGAGGCAGAGUUCAUCAUUGAUGGUUCACACUGCGCACCCGGAAGACCAGUGGCGAGCAUUCAGAGUACAUCUAAGAGUGGAUUUGGAAUACCAGUCGACGUGGAACAGAUUGACAACAAUGUGUAUCGCUGCGUGUACGUGAUCAACACGCCUGGCGCCUACCUCCUGAACAUCAUGUGGGGUGACAGACACGUCAGCGGGUCACCGUUCAAGGUCAGCGUCACGGGCAGCCUGUGUGACCCGAACAAGGUCACCUUGAGCGGCGAAGGCUUGAAGGGCGGUGUCAUCGGGAGAGAUCUGGUGUCGAAGAUUGACACAAGGAGAGCAGGACCCGGUGAACUGACCGCGCAUUGCGUCGGACCGCAGAAGGUAGCCUACUGUGAGCUGUUUGACCACCGCGAUGGCACGUACACUCUCAACAUUCGCCCGCAGGAGGCAGGCAAGCACACACUGCACGUGAAGUAUGACGGAGAAAACGUACCAGGCUCCCCGUUUGUACUGAGGGUGGCCGGCGCGCCGGACGCAAGCAAGGUGAAGGUGUACGGGCCAGGCAUCGAGGACGGAGUGCUGGCGCUCUACCAGAGCCGCUUCAUCUGUGAGACGCGAGGUGCCGGCGCCGGCCAGCUUACCGUCAGGAUCCGCGGACCGAAAGGUGCGUUCAGGGUUGAGAUGCAGAGAGAGAGCCAGAAGGAUCGGACGAUUCUGUGCAAGUACGACCCGACGGAGCCCGGCGAGUACUUUGUUCACGUGAAGUGGUCCGGCGUCGACGUUCCCGGAAGUCCGUUCAAAGUUUGCAUCUUCGACACUCAGGACGAACUCGAGCGGUACCGAAGAGGGGGCUGGGUGCCAACAUGGGGUCCAGUCGAACCCCAACAUGGCGGCAGCCUCUACUCACCGGUGUAUAGACCAGCAAUCCCGUGGGGCCAGGACAUGUAGGGAUAAAUCUGCAGUGUAUUGAAUGAACAAGCAAACAUUCACGUUUGUAAACUUCUACAAAAGGAACUCGUAAAUUGUACUAUUUGCCUGUUACUAGCAUAUCACAGACGUGCUGUUUUACGCUCGGCAUUGAAAUGGAAAUUAUGGCAUGAAUGGCUGUUAUUACAAAUGAGAUUUGUUUAAGAAUACACGUUCGUAAAACUUAAAUAUUUACGCAGCAGAAUACUCAAAUCUUAUACUCACGUGCACAAAUGUUUUUAGUCCAUUCGCAUGAUCUGACAAUGCUUCUCACAGAAUUUCAGCCCACGAUUUGCCAGAAAUGUCAGUGCAGAAGAAAACGGCAUGAUUGUUGAAAGAUAGAUUAAGAUCAAAAGCAUUUUUAGCCAGACGUGUUACGUGUUAGUUUUAGAGAUGGCAAAUAUAGGUACUUGUGAUAAAAGUAGUAUAAUUAUUUGAUUAAUCACAAUUAUAUGUAGGUAGGCAACGGAGAUAGAAUAUACAUAUAUAACAUACUCAUGGUAAUAAUACUCGUCGUAGUCUUUAUCACAUCUGGCAGCAAGCUUGCAGCAAUUUUUUAAGUAUGAGAAUUCUAUCAGGAGUGAAUAAUCCUGUUUAUAUAUAUAUAUAUAUAUUACAGCUGUAAUGUGCCUUGUCCAUUAAUCGCUAAUAUGGUGAACAGACAAAUGAUGUUAACUGUAGACAUUAUGUGAGGUGAUCGGUGCUGGAGAUGAAAUCUUUAUUGACAUUUUAUCUUUUCAUCUUGCAUGAUAGAUAGACGAUACAACGUAUUUUUAGUUUAGAGGGCUCUUGACUGUUAACUUUUAUUUACUAUAUACAAGUAUCUUCAGUAUUUAUCGAGCGAAUAUUUUUUAUAAUAUUUUGACAAUAAUGUUUCUGCGGAGGAUUUUCAUUUUUUUAAAUGAAAUGGUUUUAUACGUAGACAAAUAUCGGUUAAAAUUAAUAAUGUGAAAUUAUUAAUACUGUAGUGGGAUAUAUUAUACAAGUUUGUGUGGAGUAUCCUGUGGCGGGUCUCGGAUACUUUAAAGGCAACUAAUAAAUUUUAUAGUAACUAGAA